Messenger RNA from Effrenium voratum, 915 nucleotides. The record is from the annotation of a GenBank genome assembly. Lineage: Eukaryota; Dinophyceae; Suessiales; Symbiodiniaceae.
AUGACGCGCAUCACGGUGGUCGGCAGCUUCGCCGUCGGCCUGACGAUCCGGACCGAAACGAUGCCGGUUUUCGGUCAGACGAUCAUCGGCUCCGAUUUCGACUUCGGGCCGGGCGGCAAGGGCUCCAACCAGGCUGUCGGCGUGGCGCGCCUUGGCGCCGACGCCGCGCUCGUCACGUGCCUCGGCCAAGACCAGUUGGCCGGCGUCGCGGACGAACUCUAUGCGGCCGAAGGGGUCGGAACGGACUACAUCGAACGCAGCGCCGAGCGGGCCACCGGCGCCGGCAUGAUCAUUCUCAAUGCCGAAGGCGAAAACUUUAUCAUACUCGACAUGGGCGCGAACGAACUGAUGGAUGCGGCCUUUGUCGACCGGGCCGCCGACCGCAUCGCGCAAAGCGACAUCGUCAUGAGCGUUCUCGAAAUCCCGGUCGCCGCCGCGCACCGAGCGAUGGAGCGUGGCAAGGCGGCCGGAGCGCGCACGAUCCUCAAUCCGGCGCCGGCCACGGCACUGCCCGAGACCAUCUUCGCCCAUGUGGAUUAUCUGACGCCGAACGAAAGCGAGCUGCGCAUCCUGCUCGGCCUGGCGCCCGAUGACCCGACCGGCACGCGCGAUCUGGCGGUCGAGCUGCGCCGGCGCGGUGUGGGCACCGUGAUCGUGACCAUGGGCCAAAAGGGCGCGCUGGUGCUCCGCGACGAUCAGGAGAUGGUCGUUGCCACACCCGCUGUCCCGGUUGUCGACACCACCGGAGCGGGCGACGCGUUCAAUGCGGGGCUGGCCGCCGCGCUUGGCGAGGGCAGGCCGCUUGCCGAGGCGGUCGCGCACGGAACGGCUGCCGGCGCCCAUGCCUGCACCCGUCUCGGCGUCAUUCCCUCGCUGGCAACGCGCGCCGAGUUGGACGCGCUGAUCGAUAUUUGA